Molecule: messenger RNA, 340 nt
Organism: Staurois parvus
Lineage: Eukaryota; Metazoa; Chordata; Amphibia; Anura; Ranidae
Source: the annotation of a GenBank genome assembly
UCAUGCUGCUGCCAGGUCCACAGUGUCUCAUGGGUCCCUGUACGGCCUCCCAUUGCUGCUCUCUCUAUCGCCACACUCUGCCAUGUGCCACUUUCAGGUCUCCUCACACUGCUGGUGUGUUCCAUUUUGUCAUAGAGUGCUGGCAGAUUACGGUCCUCCCAUUGCUGCUGCCAGGCCCCUAAUCUGCCGUGGGCCCCUGUACCGCCUCCUCAUGCUGCUGCCAGGUCCACAGUGUCUCAUGGGUCCCUGUACGGCCUCCCAUUGCUGCUGUCUCCAUCGCCACACUCUGCCAUGUGCCACUUUCAGGUCUCCUCACACUGCUGGUGUGUUCCAUUUUGUC